Molecule: messenger RNA, 868 nt
Organism: Arabidopsis lyrata subsp. lyrata
Lineage: Eukaryota; Viridiplantae; Streptophyta; Magnoliopsida; Brassicales; Brassicaceae
Product: probable E3 ubiquitin-protein ligase ATL45
Exons: 1
Coding region: 108-710 (200 amino acids)
Source: RefSeq, a predicted model, not a curated record
AACUUGGAUCAGAUUCUUCUUCUUCUCUAAACAACAACAAAAUUUCUUCCCUCUGUCUUUCACAACUUUCCUCUUUCUCUAAAGACAAAACUCAAAAUCAAAACAAAAUGACUCGCUCCUCUAGAUUCCUUGGUACGGCGUCGCCUCCACCGCCGGAAGAAAUCCUCGCCGCCGAAACCGACAUGGUUGUGAUUCUCUCAGCCCUUCUCUGCGCUCUCAUAUGCGUAGCCGGCUUAGCCGCUGUAGCUCGCUGCGCUUGGCUCCGCCGUCUCACCGGCGUUAAUUCCGCCGCCGUCGGAGAAUCACCGCCGCCGAACAAAGGCCUCAAGAAAAAAGCACUUCAAGCUCUCCCUAAAUCAACUUACACCGCCUCUGCUUCUACCGCCACCGCCGCAGAUGAUCUACCGUGCUCUUCCGGCGGAGACGGAGAUUCAUCCACCGAGUGUGCAAUAUGCAUAACGGAAUUUUCCGACGGCGACGAGAUCAGGAUCUUACCGCUGUGUAGUCACGCCUUCCACGUGGCGUGUAUAGAUAAAUGGUUGACUUCACGGUCGUCGUGUCCUUCUUGUCGUCGGAUAUUGGUGCCGGUGAAGUGUGAUAGGUGUGGCCACCAUGCUUCCACGGCGGAGACUCAGAUCAAAGAUCAACCUCCUCAUCACCAACAUCCUUCACAGUUCACUUCCGCCAUUAUUCCUGCUUUUCUUCCUUGAGAUUUUCACUUUAUUUAUUUUUAUAAUUUGCUAAAAAUAUCGGCAUGAUUAAAGAAAAGUAAAGUUCUAAUUAAUUAGGAAUUAGUGUGAUCUUUAGUUACUUCGAUUUUUCUCCACUGUAAUCCACUGUUAUGAAUUAAUCAGAUGAAAAUUUCGAA